AUGGCAAUAAACAAGGACCUAAAAUCCACGCUAGCUUCGAAAACUAAAUUAUUCUGUGAGCACUGCACACUACAUGGUGUAUACUACUUCUACAAAGCCUCAACUUGGGCUGUUCACUUUCUAUGGGGGAUGAUCAUAGCAUCCAGCAUGGCUUUGUGCUGCUUCCUCGGCCAUAUGAUUUGGCAGAAGUUCGUCAUUGAUCCUACUUUGACUGUGGUAGAAACUACCCACUACUCAAUGGUAAAUAUACCUUUCCCUGCGGUGUCCAUCUGUGACACUGAGAGAGUGUAUUUGCCUAAGACUGGAGAGAUUACUGAGUUGCUAACACUUCGUGGCUUCAACAAAACUGAAAUAAAGGAUUUCUACGAGAGUUUCACAGGCGUCACACGGAAGGGCUACAACCCACUGCCGUAUGUUAGGAAGAUGCACGCCUUGCUUGAAGACCUUGGAUUCUCAUUGAAGAAUCUACUAGAUUUGUUUAAAAGACCGUGCAGUGAUAUAACGAUAGACUGCAGUUGGAGAUCAAAGCCACAUAAUUGUUCUGAAAUGUUCCGCUCUGUCCUCACUUUAGCUGGAUACUGCUGUCAGUUUGAUAUACCGUAUUUCAAAGAGCACACAGACAAUCAGACCAAUUUUAUAUCUGGACUGGACUCCACUGAAGCACUGGACAUUAUAGUAAAGGGACAAGGUCACAAUGGUUAUUCUGUGCUAUACGUGUACGACUAUGAGAACAGAGUGACGCUAGUAGACAGCUACUUCAGUUUGACGCCCGAGUCGUUUUUUGACGUCAACGUGUACGUCUGGGCAAUUGACUCGUCGACCUAUGUCAAGGCAUUGCCACUGUCUGGCAGAAAGUGUACGCUGGAUACGGAUCAAGGCACUGGGGGAGGCUUCCACCAGGGAUGUAUGACACGACUGAUCUUGAAGAGAGUGGUGGACCGAUGUAGAUGCCUGCCCUUUGGGUACUCUUCUAAAGAAUUGGAUUCUGAAGAAUUUGCUAAAUGCGCAUGGGAACAUUAUAUUUGCAUAUAUCAAACAAUAGAAAUGAUUGAAGUUGACAUAAAGGAUAUAAUAUCUGAUAGUGAAUGCUAUCAAAGAUGUGACUACGUCGAGUAUUCUACUGAAGUGGAGUUUGUUAGAAACCAGAGGAAUUUCAAAAAACUAAAUGAAAAUAACAGCAGGGUUUUGGUACAUUUUGGACAAAAUACUUGUAUGAAAUAUAGAAGGGAAGUCCUUUAUACUUGGGACCAGAUGUUGGCAAACCUGGGUGGUAUCUUUGGCCUCUGUCUGGGCGGUUCCAUCAUAAGUGUUAUUGAAAUCAUAUGGUUUUUAACAGAAAUUAUAUGUUCUAUAAUCGCUUCGUCUUGCCGAACGGCUGUGGUACCUAAAGAUGAUGACAAGAAUAAGGUAUUCGUAGUUUCUCAGAAGGAUAUGUUGUCUAAGCAGAAAUCUGGGAAAAGGGUUGUGGGGAAAUAUAAGUUUGUUCAUUGA
Molecule: messenger RNA, 1491 nt
Organism: Helicoverpa armigera (cotton bollworm)
Lineage: Eukaryota; Metazoa; Arthropoda; Insecta; Lepidoptera; Noctuidae
Product: sodium channel protein Nach-like
Exons: 11
Coding region: 1-1491 (496 amino acids)
Biological process (GO): sodium ion transmembrane transport
Cellular component (GO): plasma membrane
Molecular function (GO): ligand-gated sodium channel activity
Source: RefSeq, a predicted model, not a curated record